This is a messenger RNA of Trichobilharzia szidati, 795 nucleotides long. NCBI's taxonomy places the organism in Eukaryota, Metazoa, Platyhelminthes, Trematoda, Strigeidida, Schistosomatidae. The record is from the annotation of a GenBank genome assembly.
AUUUCAUAGCGUCUGGUGUAAGAUGAUUGUUAUUUUAGAGGCGUACGCAAGUUCUGCUACUGAAUGGAAGUAUUAUGCAGCAAUCGCUUGUGUAGUAUUGGCUGUGAUCUUGUGUAUAUUGCUAUUCGUCAAAUUUACAAAUAAUGUAAAAAUUGCGUUGAUCCUGAUAGGAUUCAUAACGACACAGUCAAAAACGAUAGUGGAAGUGAGUCCCCGGUGCUCAGUUGAUUAACAGCCUUCGUCACUGCCUUAUUGAGAUUUUAUCUUCAACACGCUCAGGCAUCAUUCAUUCACUCACUCACUCACUCAGUGAGAUGCACUCCGAUUCACUCACUGACAAUGUCUAACGUUGAUGAUUUCAUCGAUUGAUUCAUUUCAUCUAUAUGCAGCAAAGUUGUUUGUGUUUCCUGUGAGUGAGUGAGUGAGUGAUUGACUGGUCCAGUAUAUUGUAAAUGUUCAUGAAGUUACAUCCGAAAUUCCGCCUUCCGACUACACGCGAUCCACAACACACGCAUACACACCUCUACACGCUGCAAUUCACAUUACUCAACCAAGUCGAUUUCAUCUUUUCACAAAGGCAAUCGCUAUUGAACUCUGUCUCCUCAACUAGAUUUCAUCACAUCCGUUUUAGUUCAAAAGCCUAUUUCUAUCAAUCUGUUUUUAUUUCGUUUUAUUUAUAUUUGUUGAUUUUUUGUCUUUUAUUCCUUCUAUUUUGCUUUAAUCACUGUUUACUUUCUUCUGUUUUGAAAUUUUUUGUUUCCUUUUCUGUUGAUUUAUUCUCAUUCCCCCCCCCCC